UAUUCUGUUAAUAGCAGUCUAUUAGAAGCCCACUUCUAGAAAAGGGUCAUUUCACACUUUGAUCAGCAGACGAAAGAGACCCCACGAUGAUCCGAUCCAAAGUUGCAGAGCGCGAAUCUAAGACAGCAAACCAAGAACUCAAAGACAGUUCAGAGGUUUCCCCAGUCAAGGUACAGAACCACCAUUCCAUAGACGCCAUUCUUGGCAGAAAGCAGGAAGGAAAGCAGCUAAAAAGACAUCAUCAGAAAACGGAAAACCCUGAUGAAUACUCUGACGAUGAAGAAGAUGGUGUCACAGAUACCGAGCUCAGCUCCGGCGAGACUAAAUCAGAUGAUACAGGUGAGAGUUCUGCCAAGAAGAAGCUCAGACGCAACAGAACAACAUUCACAACGUACCAGCUACACGAGCUUGAACGCGCCUUCGAAAAAUCUCAUUACCCCGACGUAUAUACAAGAGAAGAACUUGCGUUGAAAAUAAGUUUACCUGAAGUUCGAGUUCAAGUUUGGUUCCAAAACAGACGAGCCAAGUGGCGGAGACAGGAAAAACUAGAGAUGGCGACCCUGCAAGAUCUCCCUUCACCCUCUUUAUCCCGUAGUAGCGGAGGGUACGGGAGUCUCUCUUUCUCCGAUAUGUGGAAAGGUUCUCUCCCUUUCGCUUCAAGUGCAUAUGGUACAUACGGAUCUGCUCUCUACGCCGCGUCAGGAACAGCAGGAAGUCCAUCCCCGGCUCUCGGGUAUUUUACCCCAUACGGUCAUUCAGCAUUAGCUGCAUAUUCCUCGUAUUUACCCGCGCAAAUCGCCUGCCCGGGCGCUCUUUCAGAAAUGUCUCUCGCUAUGAGUCCGACUUCUACCUCAAGUUCGAGUCCUACAGACGAAAGGUCUUCAAGUAUCGCCACUCUACGAUUCAAAGCUAAAGAACACUUGGAAAAUAUAGGAAGAGCUGACGAUCCUCCCAUAGUUGCUGUAGAACUUGUAAAUUAGAGAUCUAGUGAAAUGUUGUAAUUAUGAAAAUUGUACUGUAAAGUAGAAGGAUUGAUAGCUUAAAGAGGGGAAUAUUGGUGUAUGGGAAACUCUACGUUAUUUUUGAAUCAUCACACACGUGCUUAGACAUUCUCUACUGAUAACUAUAUAUUGGUGUAUAACUGUUAUCAUCUUAUCGCUACCAUCUUCUUAAUGGAAAAUGAUAACGAUCUAAUGCUUAUUUAGUGUCAUUUAUGACACUUAUUUAUUUUCUUCUCGAGUGACGAAAGUACACCGUUUAUGUUUGGCAGAUUUGUACAAACUAUUUUGCGAUGUUUACAUCGAAGCGAGCGCGCGAUGAAAUCCUAUUUCUUCUAGCUUACAUAUUUUUAAAUUUUACAUCACUGGCAAUGAAGAUUGGCCACUCAUGGUUUUUCAUAGUCACAUCUUUAUGGUUUUUCCAUUUUUUAUUUCAUUUAUCCCGUCUUUAUUUCUUCAUUUCCAAUUGUCAAUGUCAGUAUUUCUUCCAUGUCACAACAUAGACACAGCCAUCAUCAUAUUAUUUAUCUCGCUAUCAUAAACAAAAGACAAUAACAAACUUGUCAGAAACUUUUUUUGACGAUUGAAAUAUUUUCACGCAUAUCUUCUACAAACGCAGCAAAUAUCUUGGCUGUAAUUAAGGGUAGCUAAGACCACGCAAUGCAAUGUAUAUAUUUUGCUAAAUUGUAAAGUUAAUAAACACGAUUUUAAUGAA
Molecule: messenger RNA, 1713 nt
Organism: Actinia tenebrosa (Australian red waratah sea anemone)
Lineage: Eukaryota; Metazoa; Cnidaria; Anthozoa; Actiniaria; Actiniidae
Product: retinal homeobox protein Rx1
Biological process (GO): positive regulation of transcription by RNA polymerase II
Molecular function (GO): DNA-binding transcription factor activity, RNA polymerase II-specific; RNA polymerase II cis-regulatory region sequence-specific DNA binding
Source: RefSeq, a predicted model, not a curated record